CCGUUUCCUGUCCACUUCCUCCCUUGCAUUUUGAUGGCAACAAUUUACUAAGCUUUCUCACCUCAGCGCACCUAUUCACCUGUGCUGUAUUCCCAGGCUAUUUUACUGUGAUAAACAGUAAACAAUGAAGAAAUUUUUCGAGGAUAUGAAGAAAGAUUUAAAAUUCAAGUCAGCUGGGCCAGGAAAGAAACUCACAGAAGACGCUAGCGCCAAGUCCCAAGUGGUGCAGAGCAGUGGCCCUGCCAAGCCAUGUUAUGCUGGUCCUACUGAAGGAGCUCAGAAGGCAGGGGCUGCAGCCUUGGCCAGGAUCGAGGGGCAGCCACGCCCACGGGUACAAACCUCACAGGAUGUCAUCCGGCUCCAGGUGAAAAGAGAGCUUGAGGCAGAAGCUGCAGCAGUAGCUGAGAAGGAAAAGACAACUGCUGUUGAGGGCUCCAAUGUUAAGGAUCUGGCAUUUCUCUCAGUAACAGGUGUGUAUUUCACUUGCCCGCUUACUGGAGCCACCUUAACUAAGAGCGAGAGAGAUGUGCACAUUAAAGCGGCCAUUUUCAUGCGGUUUGAAGAGGAUGCAGUGGAGGCUUCCAUUAUGAUGGUUCAUACCUUCAACAAGGACAGGCAGAAAGUCAAGGCUGCAGUGGACAUCAUAAGCAAGUACAUUGAAAACAUCUGUAAGAACCCGACAGAGGAGAAGUACAGGAAGAUCAAACUCAGCAACAAGGUGUUCCAGGAAAAGGUGAAGACUGUGGAGGGUAGUCGGGAGUUCUUGGAAGCUAUGGGCUUUCAGAGCAUCAUGUUGGAUGUGGAAGGACAAGAGGAGAGCGAGGAGUUCCUGGUGCUGAUGGAGCAUGAUCCAGAAUCCCUGGAGGUGAUGAAGGAGAGUAGGGACCGGCUGCAGAGGGGAGAGCCAGUCAGAGCCCAGCUGGACCGCCAGCCCCAGGCCUUCAGACCCUCCCCCAACGCCAUGCGCUUCGAACUUCCCCCAGAGUUCUACAACCUCACUGCAGAAGAGCUCAAGAGGGAGCAGCAGCAAAAGAAUGAGGUGGUGGACAAGAACACUAUGCUGCGUACCAAGGCCAUGCGGGAGAGAGAGGAGCAGAGGGAGAGGAGGAAGUACAAUUACACCCUGCUGAGAGUACGACUGCCUGAUGGAAACAUACUGCAGGGCACUUUCCUGGCCUGGGACAAGGUGUCUGUGCUCUUCCAGUUUGUGCGGGACUCCCUGGUAGAUGGUUGGCAGCCCUUUGAGCUGGUGGCGCCUGGAGGACACAAACUCCAGGAGGACCGAGAGGUGGCCCUGAAUGAAUGUAGCCUGGUCCCUGCGGUUCUGCUGACGUUUUCCUGGGAUGCCGCAGUUCAAGCGGACAUUGCAGCUGGCGGUGGAAAGUGCUCUGCACUCCUCAAGCCAGAGCUACUGGAGAAUAUUCAGACCCUUAGCUGAGCAGAAGCGGUGUUUGUCCCUGGGUCUCCUACCCCUCCCAGGUUGGAGAUGACACCUUCAUCCCCAAACCACAUUUAAGGCUGUAGAAAUUACUACUAAUCCAUUAAAGGAUGAGAGAUAGCAGAGACAAACGCCAUUCAGUGUUAUUUGUAUUGUACCCUGAAUGUAGGAUGAGGACUGUGAAAUGGCUCCCUUACACCUACAGUUAGGCAAUCAGUCACCUUAGCAUGGUAUGAGACCCCAUUCUGCUCUGCUCCAACAAAUAUUCAGAUACAGUUCUAGCUUUACAUGUGAGUGGUGGACCACACUGCUUGUCUAGUGGUUAGGAUUCAGUAGCUGUUUUUUGUGAGCCAGACCAGCUGUGGACUACAAUGUAUAAUAGUUAUUGGUUAAGCCAUUUUAUUUCAGAUGGAGCCUGUAAUAUUGUAUUUGAGAUUAGUAGCACUAAGGUUGCAGCAGCAAACAUGUCAAAUUAUACCUUCAAAAGGUUACUGGACAGAGCUGAUGUUAGAAGCUCCCUUUGUCAUUGAAUAGGAGGGCAAAAGGGUUUUGUCAAAGCAGUUACUUACUUGGCUAAUUUCAUUCGAUUUCUCUAAAUUGUCAGCAACAUGGUAAUCUGUUUGAUAGUGGCGGUUUGUACUGUAUGUAAUCAACACUUGAGACCAACAAUGAGCUGAGGUUUGUCCCCAAGUCUUGAUCCAGUGCUGCCUGGGAUGACAAUCUACCUCUCCUUACAGCAUCUGUGUAACCUGUGCACUGCACACAGGCAGCCAUAACUUCUCCAAUGUUUAAGUUCAGACAUGAACAGCAACACUAGUUCUCCUCACAGCAGCGAUUAGCAAAGCUGGUCUCUGUUGAUCUAAAUGUUUUCCUUGCCUUAGAGCAUUACCUUCAUUAUAGCGAUUCCUAAGUAUCAAAGCUGAAUCGUGCGUUUUUUGUCAGUAUAUUCACAUAAUAGCAUGUUAACAUUUAAAUAUUGCUUUAUUUAAAGACAAAGUGAGUCCUUUAAUCAUACCUAAAAAACUGGGACAGGAAAGCAAUUCUGAAUGUCUCUGCCAUUUGCCUUUCAUUGGCAAUGUUUUUAAUAAUGGCCGGCCAUUACCUGUUCCACCUCUAAACCAUUAUUAAGAACACAAAAAGCACUGUUUAGCAGCCUGAAACAGUACCUGCCAUAUUGAAUCCAUACAGGGAUGAGUGGUGGGAUGUUGAUAAAGGUAUCCAGAUUAGGAAGGGGAACAAGGCAUAAAAGUGCAGUACAUUUAAACAAAUGCACACAUUCCAGGGUUUGUUUCAUUGUACUAUGAAAUAAUGUAACCAAAUGAAAAUAUUUGAUAUUCUUCAAAGAAGGCAUUCUCUCAACCAGCUUCAUGAGUUAGUCACCUGGAAUGCAUUUCAAUGAACAGGUGUGUGGAACUUCUUUCCUUAAUGCGUUUGAGCCAAUCAGUUGUGUUGUGACAUGGUAGGGUGGUAUACAGAAGAUAGCUCAAAUGAGCAAAGAGAAAUGAUAGUCCAGUCAAUCCGGAAAGUUUCUUCAAGUGCAGCUGCAAAAAUCAUCAUGCGCUAUGAAUAAACUGGCUCUCAUAAAACCACAGGAAGACCCAGAAUUACCUCUGCUGCAGAGGACAAGUUCUUUGGAGUUACUAGCCUCAAAUGCUUCACACAGUUCAAGUAACAGACACAUCUUAACAUCAACUGUUGAGUUGCUGCAAAGAAAUCACUAGUAAAAGACACCAAUAAGACUUGCUUGGGCCAAGAAACACGAGCAGUGGAAAUCUGUCCUUCAGUCUGAUCAGUCCAAAUUUCAGAUUUUUGGUUCCAACCAACAUUUUUGAGACAGAGUAGGUGAAUGGGUGAUCGCCGCAUGUGUGGUUCCCACAGUGAAGCAUGGAGGUGGUGUGAUGGUACUGACACUGUCCGUGAUUUAUUUAGAAUUCAAGGCACACUUAACCAGCAUGGUUACCACAGCAUUCUGGAGCGAUUCACCAUCCCACCUGGUUUGCUCUUAGUGGGAAUAUAAUUUGUUAAUCAAUAGGACAAUGAUCCAACACACCGCCAGGCUGUGUAAGGGCCAUUUGACCAAAAAGCAGAGUGAUGGAGUGCUGCAUCAGACGACCUAGCCCCCACAAUCACCUGACCUCAUUCCACCCAUCUCAAUUUGGUUGAGUUAGAGUGAAGGAAAAGCAGCUAACAAGUGCUCAGUAUAUGUGGGAACUCCUUCAAGACUGUUGGAAAAGCACUCAUGAAGCUGGUUGAUAAAAUGCCAAAAGUGUGCAAAGCUAUCAUCAAGGCAACGGGUGGCUACUUUGAAGAAUCUCAAAUAACAUUUUGAAUUGGUUUUCUACAUGAUUCCAUAUGUGAUAUCCAAACUAUAAAUGUAUAAAAUAGUAAAAAUAAAGAAAAAUCUUUGAAUGAG
Messenger RNA from Oncorhynchus nerka (sockeye salmon), 3851 nucleotides. Its product is annotated as UBX domain-containing protein 6-like. Gene Ontology annotation, molecular function: protein binding. The record is from RefSeq and is a predicted model, not a curated record. Bases 125 to 1438 code for a protein of 437 amino acids. Lineage: Eukaryota; Metazoa; Chordata; Actinopteri; Salmoniformes; Salmonidae. The transcript is spliced from 11 exons. Gene Ontology annotation, cellular component: cytoplasm.